AUGUCGGAUCUGUGGCAGGAGAUCUGCGAGCGACGUCCUGAUAUAGCCACGCUACCAAUAGUUGUUGUCGGCAACAAAUGUGAUUUACCUACUAAAAAGAUUUUCGAAGCGACUGCUAAAGCCUUCACGAAUCGUCUUAGCGCUGACGUACGCUACUUGGAAGUGUCAGCCAAAAACAAUUUGAGGGUCACCGAGAUUUUUCGAACACUUCUCGAACUAAGCGGGUUCCCUCGUUGUAAGGCAGGUGGUGGUGCACUCGAAGACCCUGGAGGAGCUCAGACCCCAGAAGAUUGGAACAAUGACCAUCAAGCACUGCGACGUGUGAAUACAGCUCGUGCUCGUGCAGCAAGCAGAGACCCUUCCCGAGACAGACAAGAGACGCAGAAAAAUGGUCAUCCACCCGUUAUGGACAAACAACUGACCCAUCCAAAUCUUGCCUUACCAAUGAACCUUGGCGACUUCAGGAGAAAUCGUUCCCUUCGAAUAAAAUCGCCAAGAGGAGAGAAGGAAAAAGACAAGUUGGAGAGAAGACCCUCGGACGAGACUUGCAAGCUAAGUCGCAGUGCUAGCCUGAUCAAGAGGACGAAACAUCUUUCACUGAGAAUGCGCCGUCACGGUGACAAGGUCGGCGACGAUGAGGUUGUCGACGAAAGUGAUUGUAAAAUACAAUAG
Cooperia oncophora is the source of this 672-nucleotide messenger RNA. The record is from the annotation of a GenBank genome assembly. NCBI's taxonomy places the organism in Eukaryota, Metazoa, Nematoda, Chromadorea, Rhabditida, Trichostrongylidae.